AUGACGCUGAACACAAAGAAACUCAUCAAGAUGGCCAAGAAAUGGCAACAAAGAGCAGCUUUAAGCAGGAAAAGAAUCUCAUUUCAGAGAUCGAGUACUACCAGUAACUCAACUACUGUAGAAAAGGGCUGUUUCGUGGUUUACACGGCAGAUAAAGCUCGCUUUGCUUUUCCGAUAAGUUACUUGAGCAAUUCUGUUUUCCAAGAGCUCUUGAAGAUCUCUGAAGAAGAGUUAGGCCUCCCUACUGGUGGACCAAUCACUUUGCCGUUCGAUUCAGCUUUCGUGAAGUAUCUCAUCACACUGAUCGAAAGACGAAUGGAUGGAGAUACAGAAAAAGCUCUCAUAAUGUCAAUCUAUGUUGCUAGUUGUUCUUUACAGUGUUCUUUGGAACAACAAAGUAAUACUCGGAAAUUUCUUGUAUUUUAG
Microthlaspi erraticum is the source of this 426-nucleotide messenger RNA. The record is from the annotation of a GenBank genome assembly. Lineage: Eukaryota; Viridiplantae; Streptophyta; Magnoliopsida; Brassicales; Brassicaceae.